Messenger RNA from Triplophysa dalaica, 1839 nucleotides. RefSeq names its product zinc finger BED domain-containing protein 5-like. The transcript has a single exon. The coding region runs from base 10 to 1416 and encodes 468 amino acids. Gene Ontology annotation, molecular function: protein dimerization activity. NCBI's taxonomy places the organism in Eukaryota, Metazoa, Chordata, Actinopteri, Cypriniformes, Nemacheilidae. The record is from RefSeq and is a predicted model, not a curated record.
GCGCAAGACAUGUGCAGAAUAAUGAUAGGCGAUAGUGCAGCAGCCAAACUCGGUGCAGUACCACUGUCCAAUGACACAGUCGCUAGGAGAAUUGUAGACAUGUCCAAUGAUAUCAGAGAGCAACUGAUCGAGUUUGUAAAAAAGAGUCCUUACUACGCGCUGCAGCUGGACGAAUCCACUGAUAUUGCUGGGCAGGCACAGCUCCUCACCUAUGUCAGGUAUCUACGGGACAAGGCGAUUGAGGAGGAUGUACUGUUUUGCCGGCCUCUUCAGUUGCACACUACAGGAGAAGCCAUUUUCAAUGUCCUUAAUAUUUUUAUCCUUGAAAAUGGUUUGGCUUGGGACCGAUGCGUUGGCCUAUGCACGGAUGGUGCGCAAGCAAUGACGGGGCGUGAGCUUGGCCUAGCUGCUCGAGUUCAGCAAGUAGCUCCACUUGUGAAAUGGACACAUUGCAUGGUCCAUCGCGAAGCACUAGCUGCUAAAAAAAUGCCGGUUCUUUUUGACUCCGUGCUGAACCAAUCCGUGAAAAUGAUAAAUCUUAUCAAAUCACGGCCGUUAAACUCUCGCUUGUUUGGGGUCCUCUGCCAGGAGAUGGGGUCAGGGCACGAACAGCUGCUUCUGCACACUGAAGUUCGCUGGCUCUCCAGGGGGCGGGUGCUACAGCGGUUGUAUGAGCUUCGAGAGGAGGUGAAGUGGUUUUUGACAGAAAUCAAAUCAGAUCUGGCGAAGCAUCUGGAUGACACUAUGUGGCUUGCGUCUCUGUCCUAUUUGGUCGAUAUAUUUGACCGCUUGAAUGGCCUCAACCUGUCUUUGCAAGGCCGCGGAACUCAUAUUUUGAUCCUUGCAGACAAAGUGCACGCCUUCACACAAAAACUAGACCUCUGGCAUGGCCGCAUCAGUCAAGGGAACUGCGACAUGUUUCCCAGCCUUGCAGACUUUAUCACUGAUGCAGGCACGUCACACGAUUUCUCAUCCCUAUUUCAAUCAGCGUCUGAGCACCUGUCAGCAAUGAGAAAACAAUUUGCGACGUACUUUAAAGAGGAUUAUCGCUCUUUUGCGUGGGUUCGAGAUCCGUUUGUGUGCACAGCAAACAAGCUAUCAAUUGAUAUGCAGGAACAGCUUAUUGAGCUGAAGAGUGACAGUAGACUGAAGGAACUCUUUAACUCCUGCCCUCUUUCGUCAUUCUGGGCAGCAUUGAUGCAGGAAUAUCCUGAACUCUGUGACGUCGCCAUGAAGAUUCUCCUUCCUUUCGCGUCGACAUAUCUGUGUGAGGCAGGAUUCUCAAAAAUGACUGCACUCAAAACGAAAUACCGCAAUCGUGCACAAAUCGAGGAUGAUCUGAGACUAUGUUUAUCAAACAUUGAGCCAAGAAUUGGGGAUCUUUGCAAGGCAAAGCAGGCUCAGGUCUCGCAUUAACAUCACGUACCUGCAAGCUUCUGUUACAAAAUGCAGAUGAUACCUACUAUUAGGCCUAGUAAUAAUAACCAUAAUAAAGCAUACAUUAAUAUCAGAGGUCUGGUGCAAAUUCCCAAUUAUAGCAAUAGCCUAGUAAUGAUAAUAGGCCUAUACUGAUGAUAAUAAUAAUAAUAACAACAACAACAACAAUAAAGCAUUUAACCUCAUAUAAUUAUAUAGCAAUAGCCUAGUAAUGAUGAUAGGCGUACUACUACUCAUAAUAAUAAUAAUAAUGUCUGCAAGCUCACAUUAGAAGUCUGGUUCUACUGCCAAUUAUAACAAUAGCCUAGUAAUGAUAAUAGGCCUACCUACAGCUACUGAUGAUAAUAAUAAUAAUAAUGUGGGCCUAAAGAUAAUAGCCGGCCGGCCAUCCAUCCUUCCAUC